AUGGGACAACUAGAAGCGCAAGAAGGGCAGCUGAGCAUCACGGUUCAAGAAGAUAAUGAAGCAAAUAUCCAACCAGAUGUUCUGAACCAGCCGGCUCGGCGCAGAGGUAUGGACUGGUGGCUUAGAAUGUCGAUGUACACUUUUUUUGUCCUUGCUGGCCAGGCAAUUGCAACACUCUUAGGAAGACAGUACUUUGACAAAGGUGGUAAAAGCAACUGGCUUGCUACACUAGUACAAAUUUGUGGCUUUCCUAUCCUCCUUCCAUACUAUUGCAUUCCAGCAUGGAACAAAAAACCUCCAGCCACAAACAGUACAAUCGAGCCAAAGCCACCGUCUUUAAUAGCCCUUGCAUCAGUUUAUGGUUCUCUUGGCAGCCUGAUAGCAGCAGACUACUACUUGUAUUCAAUAGGAAUAAAUUACCUUCCUGUGUCUACAUUCUCUCUCAUAUCUGCAUCCCAACUCGCCUUCAAUGCAGUUUUCUCCUACUUCCUCAAUAAACAGAAAUUCACUAUCUUAAUUGUCAACUGUCUUGUCAUCCUGACCAUCUCAUCCGGCCUCCUAGUUCUUCAAGGCGACAAUGGUGAUGCAAGUACAAUUUCCAAGUCAAAGUACAUAAUAGGCUUCAUCUGCACUGUUGCGGCAUCAGCUGGAUAUGCAUUGACACUUUCUCUAACGCAGCUAGCCUUCGCAAAGGUUAUAAAAAAAGAGACAUCUAGAGCGAUCAUGGACAUGACAGUGUAUCAGUCAGUUGUUGCAACCACUAUUAUCUUGGUGGGACUUUUUGCUAGUGGAGACUGGAAGGGUAUACCUCAUGAGAUGAAGGUGUAUAAGUUAGGGAAGGUGUCUUAUAUUAUGAAUGUAACAUGGACUGCCAUUAAUUGGCAGCUCUUUCAGGUGGGAGUUGUGGGAUUGAUAUUUGAGGCGUCAUCGCUCUUCUCAAAUUCUAUCGGUGCUGUGGGUUUGCCUAUUGUUCCAAUUCUAGCUGUGAUCUUCUUCCAUGAAAAAAUGAAUGGCAUAAAGGCAUGCUCCCUGAUUUUGGCUAUCUGGGGAUUUUUUUCAUAUGUUUAUCAGCACUACCUCGAUGAUCGUAAGUCCAAGAGUGAGAAGAAAGGUGCCAGUGAUCAAGUAUGUAAAGAUGUCCCUCUGGAAAACAUUAGAAGUUGA
Argentina anserina (silverweed cinquefoil) is the source of this 1164-nucleotide messenger RNA. RefSeq names its product probable purine permease 10. Bases 1 to 1164 code for a protein of 387 amino acids. Gene Ontology annotation, molecular function: purine nucleoside transmembrane transporter activity. The transcript has 2 exons. Gene Ontology annotation, cellular component: membrane. The record is from RefSeq and is a predicted model, not a curated record. Lineage: Eukaryota; Viridiplantae; Streptophyta; Magnoliopsida; Rosales; Rosaceae.